CCAAUUCAUCAGCAUUUAGUUUAUCAGUCAUGUCUUUUCAAACACCUUCGAAUCUUGUCAAGGAGUCCACAUCCGCCAAGACUUCUACCGAUGCCUCUACCACAUUUAUUCUCAAGGCUGGUCUUGCACAGAACCUCAAGGGAGGAGUGAUUAUGGAUGUGAUCAAUGCUGAACAGGCACGUAUUGCUGAAGAGGCUGGUGCAUGUGCCGUCAUGGCUUUAGAGCGAGUUCCUGCUGAUAUUCGUAAAGAUGGCGGUGUUGCCCGUAUGUCCGAUCCCGACAUGAUCAAAAAGAUUAUGGCAGCAGUCACCAUUCCAGUUAUGGCCAAGGUUCGUAUCGGACAUUUUGUCGAAGCUCAGAUCCUUGAGCACAUUGGUAUCGACUACAUUGAUGAGUCGGAGGUGCUCACUCCUGCUGACGAGUCCAACCACAUUGACAAGAACAAGUUCAAGGUUCCAUAUGUAUGUGGAUGCAAGAAUUUGGGAGAGGCUUUGCGUCGUAUCAACGAAGGUGCAGCCAUGAUCCGCACCAAAGGUGAGGCAGGCACUGGAAAUGUUGUGGAAGCAGUCCGUCAUGCACGAACUCUGUUUGGUGAGAUUCGACGUGCUCAGGCCAUGACUGAUGAAGAGCUGUAUACAUAUGCCAAAGAUAUUCAAGCUCCAUACCAUCUUCUCAAAGAAACUGCCCGUCUUGGUCGUCUUCCUGUUGUCAACUUUGCUGCUGGUGGUGUGGCUACACCUGCAGAUGCAGCACUCAUGAUGCAGCUUGGUGUUGAUGGUGUAUUUGUUGGAUCUGGCAUUUUCAAGUCUGGCGAUCCAGCCAAGCGUGCACGAGCAAUUGUGCAGGCAGUCACACACUAUAAUGACCCAUCUGUCAUUGCCAGUGUUUCUGAGAACUUGGGAGAAGCUAUGGUUGGUAUCAACUGUGACACACUUCCAGCUGACCAAAAGUUUGCUGCUCGUGGCUGGUAAUCAUCUAUAUUGGUUUAUUUUUAUGUUGUAGGCUUUCUUGUGCUUCAUCUUUGAUUUUCUGUGCAAUGAAAGUUUUAUCAGCAAGAUCAUAAACUUUACAGUCGUCUUCAUAUAAAUGGAACCUUGUAUUUAACUUGCAUUGACUCUAUUUUGGAAUAGAUAAUGGUUAAAUAUUCGUUUCACCUGUUAAAAGUUGAUUAUUGAAUAAAUGGUAUCAACUCUUUAAUAG
Batrachochytrium dendrobatidis JAM81 is the source of this 1200-nucleotide messenger RNA. RefSeq lists its product as uncharacterized. NCBI's taxonomy places the organism in Eukaryota, Fungi, Chytridiomycota, Chytridiomycetes, Rhizophydiales. Gene Ontology annotation, biological process: amino acid metabolic process; pyridoxal 5'-phosphate biosynthetic process; pyridoxine biosynthetic process. The transcript has 4 exons. The coding region runs from base 30 to 971 and encodes 313 amino acids. The record is from RefSeq and is a predicted model, not a curated record. Gene Ontology annotation, molecular function: amine-lyase activity.